AUGGAGACAUUGUUGCCAGGUUGGGUAGGCCUUUUGGAGGUCUAUCCGCACGACUGCCUUUCUACGGACGACCAUGACUCCCCAGAUGACAAUCUAUAUACAACGAAUAUUGAGUCUCAGAACGGGCAGACCAUCAACUGGCUCCGUGACAAGGAUAUGCUCCCCGCGGCCGUUCCGCGCGCAUGCCUCAUGCUAUACAACUGGCCUGCCAAGUUCUAUACCGAUGCUGUGGAUCUAACGCUCCAUGAUCUUGCCCAAGUCCUCUGGUUAGACAUCCAUGGGAGAAGACGCCAAGCCCUACACUCCGCAGCUUCAAAGACGAGUACAUACUCUUAUUUACGAGAUGUGAUAGUGGGAAUUAUAUUCCUGGGAACGCCCUUCAACGGUACACCGAUGCAGAGACAAGCACAAUGGCUGAUCGCAUAUGGGAACCUCACCAGCGAGGACACUUCCCGUGCUCUCGUCGAAAAUCUUGCUGCAGAGGAAACGAACGCACACCUCAAAGAACUUGUUGACGAUUUUGCCAUGAGCGUCAACUCAGACAAUUUCUCCAUUCCUAUACACUGCUUCUACGAAACCCAAAAGACAAAUCUCGCCAAAAAGGCACUCCCUCGGUCAUUGGCCAAAUACAUGCACUAUAACAGAUUUAUAGUGGAUAAAAAUUCUGCAUCACUUCGAGGCUUCCAAAGCACCUACCUCAACUGUAAUCACGUUAUGAUGAACAAAUUCGCCCCUGGCACAAAUGAAUACGAUCGUGUUAGAGACGUUGUAGUUGGCUUUGUUGAAAAUAGUCGCAACGUUCUUGCUAAACGCAGCCCUGCCUAUGGUGGCAUCAUGCUGCUAGAUGACUUGAUGCAAUGGGUGUCGAAAUGUCAGCCUCUACUUGACUGGCGAUCAGAGUUAGAGACUCAACAUUCACUUACGUCGGCACUACCUCUGGACCAUCCAACAUGGUUCACGCACACCAGUCCAUAUGUCGCUUGGUAUCGAGAGCUACGGGGAGUGCUGUGGCACCGCAGCGAAGUUGGAGACCAGUCAAGUCCUCUGAUAUACGUAGCAAAUAGGAUUGAGGCGGCCCGCACAAGCUUGAAAGCUCUCUAUUUCUCAGGGCUAUGUGUCCAAACACCCGAAGUCCUUCUCGGUACCAAACCCUCCUCGUAUGCUCAUCCGAAUCAGGUCAUUCAAACGCUCCUUGCGCAAUACUUCCAGAUUGUUAAGAAUGACGUAUCGGAGCUCAAGAGAAGUUUGAAGAUUCUUCUUGAUAACAGCGAUGAUCUUGAUGACUUGAAAAGGAUGAUGGCUACGGGGUGGAUGUCGCCAUCCUUGGAUGUGUUAAGAGUCUUCAGACAGCUGCUUUUUCUUCCUAGGGACACAAAAUUUAUGCUUGUCAUUGACAACGCGGAUUUCAUAAGCACCACCAGUUCCCUGGCCAAGUUUCUGGAAACUUGUAGCAAAAGUAUGCCGGUCCUAAUAAGUGGCACAGCAGCCAUCGGGAUAGACAGGCAUAUCCCCGAGGCAAGAAUUGUGAACAAAAAUACGGAAUAUACUGAAUGCUUGGAGUCUCUCAGAUUCGCAGCCAUCCACCUUCGCCGAGAUAAAGUUGCGUCUGCUGACGAGGGCACAAACGAUUGGAUUUUCGCUCACGAUGCGUACAAGGAAUUCCAAAGAGAGGAUUCAGGUGUCUUGUGGAUCGAAGGGAAAGCUGGAAGCGGAAAGUCCGUCCUGGCGAAAUUCCUGCUCCAAAAGCUGCAGUCACUGCCGAAUGCUAACAGGGCGGCGGACGUCAAAGACAUAGUUGUGGAUUGGUUUUACAGCAGACGGGAUGGAGAAAUAACAAUGGCUCAUAGCUCCAUGCUCCGAUCUAUUGUUUAUAAGGUGUUCAAGGAUAGCCAGGAGACAUUCAAUUGUUGCAAGGCCUGCUAUCAGGAGCGGCGGCUUCAACCAGAUGGCUCCAGUGGGGAGUGGUCUUUUGAUGAUCUUCAAUGCAUUAUUAAAAGCAUCGUAUCAUCAAGCAUACCCAUCAUAUGCAUCUUGGACGGUCUGGACGAGUCUGCAGCAAACGAAAAUUUCCAGAGGACCCGUGCGACCAUUCUACGGAAUCUUGUUGCACUCGCCUUGAUACCCGGUUCUCGGAUCAAGUUCAUCAUGCUUAGCCGACCUACCCCUGACAUAGUCAUGCGAUUCAAUAGUCUUGUUGAAAGCACUGUGUCCUCGAAAAAGUGCUAUAAGAUCAUUCUUCAGCAUGAAAACAGGCAAGACGUUCUUCGAAUUAUUGAUAAUGGCUUAGUUGCCAUUAAAAAAGUCAUGGAAUCCUUGGAAUCAUGGGAUGAGGACAACGGCAGCAUUGAAGCUUCGAUGCCGCUAGAUGAAAUCUUCGAGGAGGGACCUCUAGAUGCGAUGAAUGGCAUCCGAACCCACCUAGCCGACAAUGCCAAAGGCGUUAUUCUUUGGGUCACACUUAUCAUCAACCAGCUCAUGCAGCAUUGCCGCACCGGUGGAGUCACAUUAGAGGAGCUUGAAAAGCUGCUCCAUUCUCUCCCACAUGAUCUCAUGGAAUACUACGAAAAACAUGAUCAAGGAGCUAGAGCAAAAACUGGAUAA
Molecule: messenger RNA, 2601 nt
Organism: Trichoderma aggressivum f. europaeum
Lineage: Eukaryota; Fungi; Ascomycota; Sordariomycetes; Hypocreales; Hypocreaceae
Exons: 8
Coding region: 1-2601 (866 amino acids)
Source: RefSeq, a predicted model, not a curated record